AUGGCAUUGCUGACCGGGGAUACACUGGCGCCCCUGGCUGUGGCUGUGGCCAUCUUCCUGCUCCUGGUGGACCUGAUGCACAGGCGUCAACGCUGGGCUGCACGCUACCCACCAGGCCCCGUGUCUGUGCCGGGGCUGGGAAACCUGCUGCAGGUGGACUACCGGAACUUACCAUAUUGCAUGAACCAGCUGCGGCGCCGCUUCGGGGACGUGUUUAGUCUGCAGCUGGGCUGGACGCCGGUGGUCGUGCUCAACGGGCUGGCAGCCUUGCGCGAGGCGUUGGUGACCCGCGGCGAGGACACUGCAGACCGCGUACCUGCGCCCUUCUUUGAUCACUUGGGCUUCGGGCCGCGCUCCCAAGGAAUUUUCAUGGCACGGUACGGUCCUGUGUGGCGCGAGCAGCGGCGCUUCGCCUUGUCCACCCUGCGCAACUUCGGCCUGGGCAAGAAGUCGCUAGAGCAGUCGGUUACCGAGGAGGCCGCCUGCCUCUGUGCAGCCUUCGCUGAUCACGCCGGCCGCCCCUUUAGCCCAAACGCCCUCCUGAACAGAGCGGUGAGCAACGUGAUCGCCUCCCUCACCAUCGGGCGCCGCUUCGAGUACAACGACCCACUCCUGCUCAGGCUCGUGGACCUAGUUGAGACCCAUCUGAAGGAGGAGAGCAGCAUCGUGUCCAUGGUGCUAGGUUUUGUCCUGAUGCUCCUGCGCAUCCCAGGGCUGGCUGGCAAAUUCUUACACGGAAGAAGGGACUUCCUGGCCCAACUGGAUGAGCUGGUGACUGAGCACAGAAUGACGCGGGAUCCGGUCCAGCCACCCCGAGACCUGAUAGAUGCCUUCCUGGAUGAGAUGGACAAGGCCAAGGGGAACCCCGAGAGCAGCUUCAAUGCUGAGAACCUGCGCCUGGUGGUAUUUGAUCUGUUCGCUGCUGGGAUGGUGACCACCUCCAUCACGAUGUCCUGGGCCCUCCUGCUCAUGAUUCUGCACCCGGAUGUGCAGCGCCGUGUCCAACAGGAGAUCGACGAAGUGAUAGGGCAGGCGCGGCCACCAGAGAUGGCUGAUCAGGCCCGCAUGCCCUUCACCACCGCCGUGGUUCACGAGGUGCAGCGCUUUGGGGACAUCAUCCCCCUAGGAGUGCCCCACAUGACCACUUGUGACACUGAAGUGCAGGGUUUCCGCAUCCCCAAGGGCACAAUCCUCUGCACCAAUCUGUCAUCAGUGCUGAAGGAUGAGGCCAUCUGGAAGAAGCCCUUUAACUUCUACCCGGAACACUUCCUGGACACCCAGGGCCGCUUCGUGAAGCAAGAGGCCUUCAUACCUUUCUCAGCAGGCCGGCGCGUAUGCCUUGGAGAGUCCUUGGUCCGCAUGGAGCUCUUCCUCCUCUUCACCUGCCUCCUGCAGCACUUCAGCUUCUCCGUGCCUGCUGGACAGCCCCGGCCCAGUGACCAAGGUGUCUUUCACAUAAUGGUGGCCCCAUCCCCCUACCAGCUAUGUGCUGUGCCCCGAUAGAGAUGCCAUAGCCCCCAAUCUGCUCCUCAACUGUAGCCCUGCUGUUCAAUAAACCAGUCUAGUAGCUCCUG
Molecule: messenger RNA, 1574 nt
Organism: Carlito syrichta (Philippine tarsier)
Lineage: Eukaryota; Metazoa; Chordata; Mammalia; Primates; Tarsiidae
Gene: CYP2D78
Product: cytochrome P450 2D17-like
Exons: 9
Coding region: 1-1503 (500 amino acids)
Biological process (GO): arachidonate metabolic process; xenobiotic metabolic process
Cellular component (GO): cytoplasm; intracellular membrane-bounded organelle
Molecular function (GO): heme binding; iron ion binding; oxidoreductase activity, acting on paired donors, with incorporation or reduction of molecular oxygen, reduced flavin or flavoprotein as one donor, and incorporation of one atom of oxygen
Source: RefSeq, a predicted model, not a curated record